AUGGUAGUGAUGAAGAUGAAGUUCCCCUUUCAAAAAAGGGUGAAACUUGCCCAGGGACUGUGGCUCCUUUCCUGGUGUGCCACGGUAGCCGGGGCCAUGACCUUCACCCUUGGGUGCAUCCUGAAGACAGAACUCCGAAGGAGAGCAGAAGUCAUGGAUAAUGCAGACAUACAUAUCGUGCCCAAUACGCUCAUGAUUGUUGGUCUGGCCUCCCUGGGCAUCAACUACUUUGCCUCAAAGAUCUGUCAGGAUGCCCUUGACGCUGGGCGAUUUCCUCGCUGGAAGACCUUUUUGAAGCCCUACUUUGCUGUCUCUUGUUUCUUCACUGUGCUCAUGCUGCUAGCGGUCAUCAUGAGCUAUGCCAUGAAGGGCAGUCUGGAGUCUUCACUGAAAGUCGGCCUGAGGAAUGGCAUCCGCUUCUAUAAAGACACAGACACGCCGGGACGCUGCUUCCAGAAGCAGAACAUUGACCGCUUGCAGAUGGAGUUUCAGUGCUGUGGAAACAAUGACCACAGGGAUUGGUUUGAGGUCCAGUGGGUCAGCAAUCGCUACCUUGAUUUCAACUCCAAGGAGGUCAAAGUCCGCGUCAAGAGCAAUGUGGAUGGACGAUACCUAGUAGACGGAGUCCCAUUCAGUUGCUGUAAUCCCAGUUCUCCUCGACCAUGCAUCCAGUAUCACCUUACCAACAAUUCAGCUCAUUAUAACUACGAGUACGAAACAGAGGAGCUCAACAUCUACCUGCGCGGCUGCCGGGAGGCCUUGGUCAAUUACUACAUGGGGCUGAUGAACACCAUUGGCGCUGGAGUACUGUCAGUCUUCCUCUUACAGGGUUCUGUGCUGGUGAGUUUGCGCUUCCUGCAGACAUCUAUGGAGGCAGUAGCUGGGAAGGAGAACAUAGAAAUUGAAACAGAAGGAUACUUGCUGGAGAAGGGAGUGAAGGACACCUUCAUGGAGUACUUUGACCCAGUUCUCAAGUUCCUGCUGUUUAAAAACCAGGUGCAGGAGGGUGCUACUACAGAUGAUAAAGCAGCCCCAGCUUCCACCUAA
This is a messenger RNA of Nerophis lumbriciformis (worm pipefish), 1047 nucleotides long. NCBI's taxonomy places the organism in Eukaryota, Metazoa, Chordata, Actinopteri, Syngnathiformes, Syngnathidae. The record is from RefSeq and is a predicted model, not a curated record.